GAUAAACGAAAAGAAAGUAAAUAAGUCGGAAAAGCUCAUUGCUAAAGCAUAUAAAUGGAUCAUUUAUCUAUGAUAAAAUCGGAAAAUAAUUACACACAGAUUUCAUUCCAAGAAUCGCUUGAAGACAAAGGGUUUCUUCAUGCCGUUCACUGUUGUAUCUAUUCUUUGAUGAAAUCAGAAUCUGUUGGGAAUAACGUGUCCCGAGCUUUAGUACAGAUGAUUCUACGUUCAGAUGGUCGUUUUGGAUUCCCAGGUGGAAAGGUUGAUGAAGGAGAAGACGUAUUAACUGCACUGAAUCGAGAACUUAUAGAAGAAAUAAAUUUGAAUAGUAAAUACUUUUUCACUCAAGCAAAUUAUCUUUUUACGCAUCGAGUAGUAGGAAAAAGUAUGUACCUUCAUUUCUAUGCAAAAGAAGUUUUGCCAGAAGAUUUGUUAAAGAUCGAAAAAGAUAUUUUGAAUGGAUCAGCAUAUGGUCAAGAAAUUUUGGGUUUGUUUCGAGUUCCUACAUAUACUGAGGAAGAUAAUUAUAAAGGAUUUCCAGCUUUCCUUUCUAAUAAUUUUGCUGCAAAUUCUAAGUUACAACUUCUGAAUUUUUUGCUUCAUGCCAAGGUUUUAUGCGGAGAAGAAAUUGAUAAAGCUAUUUCAUCAUCAAAGGAUACAUACUUCAAUUUCAUAUGAAUUGAAUCAAGUAUAAUAUUUUUCAAAUGUACAGGAAAUUUUAAUAAAUUCUACAUUUGUACAUUUACGUUUUUUUUUCAAAUAAAUAUAUGAUUUGUAGACA
Molecule: messenger RNA, 781 nt
Organism: Uloborus diversus
Lineage: Eukaryota; Metazoa; Arthropoda; Arachnida; Araneae; Uloboridae
Product: U8 snoRNA-decapping enzyme-like
Exons: 3
Coding region: 55-678 (207 amino acids)
Biological process (GO): mRNA catabolic process; sno(s)RNA catabolic process
Cellular component (GO): nucleus
Molecular function (GO): snoRNA binding; phosphodiesterase decapping endonuclease activity
Source: RefSeq, a predicted model, not a curated record